UGGCCCGCAGAUUGCGCGCGCGUGCUCCGCUAGGCAUGGCGGCUGCGAAGGCGCCUUGGGAGUUCCAUGCCAAGCGGCCCUGGGCUGGGCAAGAGGCGGUAGGCGAUCCGGAUGAGGAGGACGAAGAUGAUAGCGGUGAAGCCGAGAAUGGGUUCUCCCUGGAAGAGGUGUUACGGCUCGGAGGCACAAAGCAAGAUUACCUUAUGCUGGCUACUUUGGAUGAAAAUGAGGAAGUGGUGGAUGGAGGAAAAAAGGGAGCAGUUGAUGAUCUUCAACAAGGUGAACUGGAAGCGUUUAUUCAAAAUCUUAGUUUGGCCAAAUAUGCAAACUCUUUCAUUGAAGAUGAUGAACAACCUAAAAAGGAAAAUGCCAGCAAAAAAGAAUCAAAAGUAUCUAACAUUGAUAAUAAAAAGCAAAAUGCAGCAGAAAGAGAACGGACAUCAAUCAAUAAGGUGAAAAAUAAGAGGCCAGAACAGCGUUCUGAUAAGAACAGUGGUACCAUAUCAAAAGUAAAGAAAGAUAAACAACAAGACAUCUUUGAAUUUUUUGAGAGACAGACAUUGUUACUCAAGCCUGGGGGCAAAUGGUAUGAUUUGGAUUAUACCAGUGAAUAUUCUUUGGAACCUCAGCCUCAAGAUAUUGUGUCUAAGUACAAAACUCUGGCUCAGAAGCUAUAUGAGCAUGAAGUUAACUUAUUCAAAAGUAAGACGAAUAAUCAAAAGGGAGCCUCUUCUACCUGGAUGAAGGCGAUUGUAUCAUCAGGGACACUAGGUGACCGGAUGGCAGCCAUGAUCCUUCUCAUCCAGGAUGAUGCUAUUCACACACUCCAAUUUGUAGAAACUCUUGUGAACCUUGUUAAAAAGAAGGGCAGCAAACAGCAGUGCCUCAUGGCUUUGGAUACUUUCAAAGAGUUACUCAUUACAGACCUUUUGCCAGAAAGUCGAAAGUUACGGAUUUUCAGUCAGCGUCCAUUCAACAAAUUAGAACAGUUGUCCAGUGGCAACAAGGAUUCAAGAGAUAGAAGGUUGAUAUUGUGGUAUUUUGAACACCAACUAAAACACUUAGUAGCUGAAUUUGUUCAGGUCUUAGAAACUUUAAGUCAUGAUUCAUUAGUAACCACUAAAACUCGAGCACUUACAGCUGCUCAUGAGCUUCUUUGUAACAAGCCUGAGGAAGAAAAGGCUCUUCUUGUUCAGGUGGUAAAUAAACUGGGAGAUCCUCAGAACAGAAUAGCCACAAAAGCCUCUCACCUGUUAGAGACAUUACUUUGUAAACAUCCCAAUAUGAAAGGAAUUGUGUGUGGUGAGGUAGAAAGGCUACUCUUUCGUUCAAAUAUCAGCUCCAAAGCUCAAUAUUAUGCAAUUUGCUUUUUAAAUCAAAUGGUCCUCUCCCAUGAAGAAAGUGAAUUGGCCAACAAAUUAAUAACUCUUUAUUUUUGUUUUUUUCGGACUUGUAUCAAGAAAAAAGAUAUUGAGUCAAAAAUGCUUAGUGCCCUUCUAACAGGUGUGAAUAGGGCAUACCCUUAUUCAGAGACAGGUGAUGAGAAAGUGAAAGAGCAGGUUGAUACUUUGUUCAAAGUGUUGCAUGUUGUAAACUUUAAUACCAGUGUGCAGGCUUUAAUGUUGCUUUUCCAGGUAAUGAAUUCUCAGCAGACAAUAUCAGAUCGAUAUUAUACAGCCUUAUACAGAAAGAUGUUGGAUCCUGGGUUGAUGAUGUGUUCCAAGCAAGCUAUGUUUCUUAACCUUGUCUACAAAUCUCUGAAAGCUGACAUUGUGUUGCGUCGUGUGAAGGCUUUUGUGAAGCGGUUGCUUCAGGUUACUUGCACACAGAUGCCACCUUUCAUAUGUGGAGCUUUAUAUCUUGUGUCUGAGAUCUUUAAAGCAAAACCAGGUUUAAGAAGUCAAUUAAAUGAUCACCCGGAGUCUGAUGAUGAAGAAAAUUUUGUUGACAUAGGAGAUGAUGAAGACAUAGAAAAAUUCACUGAUGCAGACAAAGAAAUAGAAAUGGAUACAAUGAAAAAAGUGCAAACAGAAGAAGCAGUGCCUGAAAGUGACACAGACACCACAAAACCAAAGACUCCUUCCUGGGUACAUUUUGAUAAUUUGAAAGGUGGCAAACAACUGAAAACAUAUGAUCCAUUCAGUAGAAACCCUUUGUUCUGUGGAGCUGAAAAUACAAGUCUUUGGGAACUCAAAAAGUUAUCGGAGCAUUUUCAUCCCUCCGUGGCCCUUUUUGCAAAAACUAUCCUUCAGGGAAAUUAUAUCCAGUAUUCCGGGGACCCACUGCAGGAUUUCACCCUAAUGAGAUUCUUGGAUCGAUUCGUAUACCGAAAUCCAAAGCCACAUAAAGGCAAAGAAAAUACUGACAGUGUUGUGAUGCAGCCAAAAAGGAAACAUUUUUCAAAGGAUACUCAUGGUCUUGCUGUGAAUAGUAAGGAGUUCCUCGCAAAAGAAGAAAGCCAAAUACCAGUGGAUGAAGUGUUUUUCCAUAGGUAUUAUAAAAAAGUUGCUAUUGUUAAAGAGAAACAAAAACGGAGUGCUGAUGAAGAGAGUAUAGAAGAUGUGGAUGAUGAGGAAUUUGAAAAGAUGAUUGACACAUUUGAAGAUGAUAACUGUUUCACCCCUGGAAAGGAUGAUCUUGAUUUUGCCAGCAAUAUGAAGAAAAAAACAAAAAAAGCUAAGGAUAACUUGGAAUAUGAGGAUUCAGAGGAUAGCGAUGAUGAAUUCGAUAACCUGGAUGAUGAUGAAGUUUCUUUGGGAAGUAUGAAUGAUGAAGAAUUUGCUGAAAUUGAUGAAGAUGGAGGAACAUUCAUGGAUGUGUUAGAUGAUGAAAAUGAGAGCAUUCCAGAGUCUGAUGAAGACAGCUCAAAAGUCAAUACUAAGAGAAGCAAGAGAAAGGAUGAUGACGAUUUUGACUUUGCUGGGUCAUUUCAAGGACCAAGAAAAAAAAAGAAAAGAAACCUCAGUGACUCCAGCCUGUUUGUAUCUGCUGAAGAGUUUGGCCACCUGUUGGAUGAGAAUGUGGGAUCCAAGUUUGAUAAUAUUGGCAUAAAUGCCAUGGCUAAUAAAGAUAAUGCAAGUCUCAAACAGCUUAGAUGGGAGGCUGAACGUGAUGACUGGCUACAUAACAGAGAUGUGAAAAGUAUUAUCAAGAAAAAGAAAAAUUUCAAGAAGAAGAGGCAGAAACCCACUCAUAAAACUAAAAAGCAAAGGAAAUGAAUUAUUAAAUUAUAACUUAAAAUUCUACUUAUACUUACUCUUAAUUUUUGCUAUUCAUCCAUUUCUCUUGGUCUUGCCUUCUGAUUUCAUAUAUUCCAGACUGUUCGAUGGCUUUAUAGUAAACUAUAAAUAAAAGUAACUGCCAUUUAUAAAAAUCAUAUAAAAUGUUAAACUUUCAUUGAGAAAAAUAAUCUUUUUUCCAUAUUGCUAAUAAUUAAAUGAAAACAACAAUAAUAUUAACAUAUGUUAAUAUGUAAGUUCUAACUACUGUGUAACCUGUGUAAGUUCUAACUAAUUACCGUAAUGAGCACUGAUCAAGUGUUAUAACAUAAUCUUGUUCUGUCCUUGUAACAAUCACCUGAGGAUUAACAUUACUUGACAGAAGCAGCUCUGAGAGAUAGCAAACUUGAGAUAAAACAAAUUUUUAAAACUGAGGUUUAAGUUGUGGUUUGCUUCACCCAGAUGGGUCUCAUUCUACAUUCUUAAUCACUGGAAGUACUAAGAAUCUGCCCAUAUCUAACUCAGCUCUCAUCUAGAUAACUAAGUAAGAAUUUUCCCCACUAUGGUCUCAGAAGGAGCUAAAAUAGGGGUGAAUAGUUUUUUUGGAAACUGAAAUACGAUAAAAUAAAGCCAUUUAGUCCUCAGUCAUAAUUUACUGCAGAAUUUACAGAUUACCUGAAAAAGUUGUUAUGUACUCCUUUUUACUUAAGGAAAACAUACCUUCCAAGAUGAAGGGAAAUUUCUUGCUCAUUGUUUGCCUGAAAUCUAAUGAAAAAAAGGAAGUUAGACAUGAUCAGAUAUUCAUCUUAGUAAAACAUAAAGGCACAAUUUUGUAAUUUAGAGUCUUUAUGAUACAAAGAGUUUUAAAUGUGAUGUAAUUUAGAAAUGUAAAUUUUCAUUAAACAUAACUAUGAAUUUU
Marmota monax (woodchuck) is the source of this 4137-nucleotide messenger RNA. RefSeq names its product CCAAT enhancer binding protein zeta (gene Cebpz). The record is from RefSeq and is a predicted model, not a curated record. Gene Ontology annotation, cellular component: nucleus. Bases 36 to 3218 code for a protein of 1060 amino acids. The transcript has 16 exons. Lineage: Eukaryota; Metazoa; Chordata; Mammalia; Rodentia; Sciuridae.